AUGUGGAUCGCGCGGUGGCCGCUCGUCUUUGCAUUUGCGGCGCUAGCCAGCGCUGCGCCCGUCGGCAAGAGCCACUACGGCAUCGUCUUUGACGCCGGCAGCUCGGGCACCCGCAUACACGUGUACACCUGGCGGACCGGCGGUGGCGGGCCAAAGGACGCGUUUGACCUCGUUUCGGACGAGCUGCUCAAGAUCAAGCCGGGCCUCUCCGCGUACAAGGACCGCCCGUCCGAGGCCGGCGCCUCGCUGGAGCCACUGCUGGCCUUUGCGAGGAGCAAGAUCCCGGCGGAGCUCAUCGCGAGCACGCCAAUGUUCCUGAUGGCGACGGCGGGCCUGCGGCUGGUCGGCGAGGCGACCAAGGACGCGAUCCUGGCGUCAGUGUGCGGCUACCUGGGGUCGACGGGCUUCCUCUUUCGGUGCGAGUGGGCCACGCUCCUCGACGGGCGUGACGAGGGCCUGUACGGCUGGGUGACAGUCAACUACCUGCUCGACGCGCUCUACCCGGGAGGAGCCCAGCCGGCUGGCACGAUCGACCUGGGCGGCGGGUCGGUGCAGAUCGUCUUCCCGACGCCAGCCGUCGCGCCCUCCUCCGCCCCGGCCGAGCUCUCGCAGCGCCUCGACUUUGGUGGCCGGUCGCACGCUCUGCACGUGACGCACAAGGGGAGCGUGGUCCAGGGGGCGGGAGACUACCGGCGGUGCAAGAAGCUGACCAAGCGGCUCUUCGGCGUCGAGGCGUGCUCCUACGGAGAGGGCAUCCCGACGCCACGUCCGCCAGGCGUCUACCAGCCGCCCCUCCCGAAGCGCUUCUACGGCCGCCUCGCGCAUGCCAGACCGGACCGCCAGGUGCCAACAGCCUCUCUUUACACCACCGAGCUGCGAACAGGCUUCUCGUACAUGUUCGACCGCACCGCCGCCAUCGGCCUGCUUGACCAGAAGCCUGUCACGUUCGGCGCCGCGGAGAUGAGCCGCGACGACAUCGAGCGAGCCGCGAAGGCCGUCUGCUCGCUCGACCAGGCGGGCGCGGCCGCGCGGUUCGCGGCGACCAACGACGCCGCAAAGGCGGCCAACUUUUGCGGGGACACUGUCUACAUCGCGGCGCUGCUCGACGCGCUCGGCUUCGACGAGCGGUCGACCAUGACGAUGACCAACAAGAUCAAGGACGUUGAGCUCGUCUGGACGCUCGGUGCGAUGCUCGCCCAGUCCUCCGCCCUCGCGAGCGGCGCCUCCGGCAGCCACUUUGGCGCCCUGAGCUGGCUGGCGCUCGCGGCCACUCUCGCGGGGCUGUGGUACUUUUGCCUCGGCCCAGGCUCGAGGCCUUCCGGGCCGCCGCGCCUGUACAACAGGCCGCCUCCCUAG
Messenger RNA from Emiliania huxleyi CCMP1516, 1356 nucleotides. RefSeq lists its product as hypothetical. Gene Ontology annotation, cellular component: membrane. The record is from RefSeq and is a predicted model, not a curated record. The coding region runs from base 1 to 1356 and encodes 451 amino acids. Gene Ontology annotation, biological process: nucleoside diphosphate catabolic process. The transcript is spliced from 3 exons. NCBI's taxonomy places the organism in Eukaryota, Haptophyta, Isochrysidales, Noelaerhabdaceae. Gene Ontology annotation, molecular function: GDP phosphatase activity; UDP phosphatase activity.